This is a messenger RNA of Prunus armeniaca (apricot), 2157 nucleotides long. Lineage: Eukaryota; Viridiplantae; Streptophyta; Magnoliopsida; Rosales; Rosaceae. The record is from the annotation of a GenBank genome assembly.
AUGGCAAAAUCAAUGUUACAUGAGAAGGGAAUGCCCUAUUUCCUAUGGACAGAAGCUGUCCAUACAGCUGUCUAUUUGCUGAACAGAUGUCCUACCAAAGCUCUCAACAACAUUACUCCAUUCGAAACAUAUAGUGGAAGGAAGCCUGGAAUUGCACACUUGAAGGUGUUUGGUUCUUUGUGUUAUGUUCAUGUGCCAACUGAAUUGAGACACAAGCUGGAACCUAAGAGUACAAAGGGAGUGUUUGUGGGAUAUGCAACUUGUGAAAAAGGAUAUAGAGUUUUUGAUCCUAUUUCUAACAAGCUUUUACUGUCAAGGGAUGUGACAUUUGAUGAAGAAAAAGCUUGGCAUUGGACAGACAAAGAUGGUUCAGUUAUGACAUCAUACUCAAUUGAAGACCAAGUAGACUUGGAUUUGAAAACUGACAGUUCUAAUGAGAACUCUACUGGUACACCUCAAACUUUGGAUAUGCAAGAGAGCACUUCAUCAACUCCAGGUGAUAUAAGCAGUGAAGAAAGGAGAACCCAAGCUUAUGAUCACACCCCUCUAAAAUGGAGAAGGCUAGAUGAUGUUCUAGCUCAGUGUAACUUGUGUAUCAUGGAACCAGAAAAAUAUGCUGAUGCUGCUCAGGAUGAAUCUUGGCUUAAGGCUAUGGAAGAUGAACUGCAGAUGAUUGAAAAAAAUGAAACAUGGGAAUUGGUAAAUAGACCAACUGAAAAACCAGUGAUUGGAGUUAAGUGGGUGUACAAGACAAAGCUGAAUUUGGAUGGCUCUGUGCAAAAGAAUAAAGCAAGAUUAGUGGCUAAGGGGUAUGCUCAGAAGCCUGGACUGGAUUAUAAUGAGACUUAUGCACCUGUAGCCAGAUUGGACACCAUUAGAACUCUUGUUGCUCUAGCUGCUCAAAAGGAUUGGAAAUUGUUCCAGCUUGAUGUGAAGUCUGCUUUCCUUAAUGGUGUGCUGCAAGAGGAAGUUUAUGUCAGUCAGCCUGAAGGUUUUGUAAUUAAAGGCAAAGAAGACAAGGUUUAUCGUCUGCAUAAAGCUCUUUAUGGUCUGAAGCAAGCCCCAAGGGCUUGGUAUGGAGAGAUAGACAGCUACUUCACUCACUGUGGUUUUGUAAAAAGCUUAAGUGAAGCAACUUUGUAUACCAAAGUGAGGGGAGAUAAGGAGAUUCUAAUUGUGUCUAUCUAUGUAGAUGACAUAGUGUACACAGGGAGCAGUCAAGCAUUGUUGGCUGAAUUCAAAGAAGACAUGAUGGCUAAGUAUGAGAUGACUGAUUUGGGUUUACUUCACCAUUUCCUUGGCAUGGGAGUUGUGCAGACUGUGUCUAGUAUAUUUCUACAUCAAAAGAAAUAUGCUAGCACCUUGUUGAGCAAGUUUGGUUUGACUGAGUGCAAAUCUGUGACAACACCUCUUGUUGCCACUGAGAAACUAGCUAAGGAUGAUGGGAGUGGAGCUGCAAAUGAAGAACAAUACAGAAGCAUUGUUGGUAGCUUAUUGUACUUAACUGCUACAAGACCAGACAUUAUGUAUGCCUCAAGCUUGCUAGCUAGAUUCAUGCACUGUCCUACAAAUAGACACUAUGGAACAGCUAAAAGAGUUUUGAGAUACAUCAAAGGAACUCUGGACUAUGGUCUUGAAUAUGUGAAAGGCAAAAGAUCAAUUCUAGUUGGUUACUGUGACAGUGAUUGGGGAGGAUCAGUUGGUGAUUGCAAGAGCACAUCAGGGUAUGCUUUUAGUUUUGGAAGUGGAGUAUUUUCUUGGGCCUCAGUAAAACAGAACUGUGUUGCACUGUCUACUGCUGAAGCUGAGUAUAUCAGUGCAGCUGAGGCUACUACUCAAGCUAUUUGGCUCCGUUUUGUGCUAGAAGACUUUGGAGAGCUUCAAACUGAAGCUACUCCAUUGCAUUGUGAUAAUAUAUCAGCAAUUGCAAUCACUAAAAACCCUGUAUUCCACCAGAAGACAAAGCAUAUUGACAGAAGGUAUCACUUCAUCAAGGAUGCAUUGCAAGAAGGAGUAAUCAAUUUGGAAUACUGUCCUACAAAUGAACAAUUGGCUGACAUUUUUACCAAACCUCUGGCCAAAGACAGAUUCAAUUAUCUCAGAGGCAUGCUUGGAGUGAAAUCACCUCAAGACUUAAAGGGGAGUGUUGAAUUAUAA